AUGGCAACCCGCACCUCAUCUCGUCACGCUGCGCAAAAGGCGAAAGAGGCCAUGGCAGCUGCCCCAGAUACUAAGAGAAGAGUAUCAGUUGGCACAAAGCGCAAAGGCUCUAAUGAGAAGGCCCCUGAGCCAAAGAGGGAAAAGAAGGAAACAGAGAAGAAAGCCGAACAGGCUGAGGGCCUUCAGCAAGUGCCUGAGAGAGUAGAAGCUGAUGAGAAACCGGAAGCACAGCCGGAAGAAACGCCUGCAGCGGCCCCUGAUGUAAAACAUGAGGUGACACUUCAAGAGAAGCCGGAGGAGACACAAAAGGAGAAACAAGAAAAGCCCCGGGACGAACCAGUGGAAGGACCAACGGGAAAAACAGAAGAAAAGCCGGAUGGCACUUCAAUCAAUGGAACAGAGGCUGGGAUGACGAAGACUGAGGAACGAGAGGACAUCGUUCCUUCGAAUGUCAUCGAGAAAGGUCUAAUUUAUUUCUUCUACCGCAGCCGAGUGAAUGUCCCGGAGGCACAUAGUAUGCAGGAUGUGGCGCGAAGCUUUUUUAUCCUACGCCCAACACCCCUGGGAUCAGCCGUGGACCGUGAACAGGGUGCAGCGGAUACUGGUGCGACGUGCCGGUUGUUGAUGUUGCCGAAGAAGAAGUACCCACGCUCAGGAAGGGAGAGAGAAAUGGGAUUCGUCGAGAAAGCCGGCAUUUCAAUGAAAAAGCUGCAGGACACCUUUAUUCCUGGUGAUUCCUACGAGACGUCCACUCGCGGCACACGAGAAGUCCCAGAGGCAAAACCCUAUGCGGAGGGUGUUUAUGCCAUUACCACUACUAAACGGGCAACUCAUCUUGUCUACCACAUCACGCUCCCAGAGAAGGCUGGGGAGAUCCAGGAGGAUUUCGGACUCAGUGAUCGUGGUAGCUGGCUCAUGCAGUCCAAGAACCCUAAGCUCCCAGGCCCGCCCUUUGCCCGUCUUCCGCAGGAGCCUGAGUUCCCUGAGAGCAUCCAACAGAAAUUCCGAAACCUUCGCUGGAUCCCAACCGAACCUGAGUUACUUGACUACCCGAAUGCACAGUUUCUGAUAAUAGGCUCAUCAACCGGCAACCUUGGAAAAGCAGCGACUGCAGAGCCAGGCGAUAAGCGACCAGAGGAGGAAGAGCCUGGAGAAGAAAUAAUCAAGAUGGAGGAUGAGAAUGAGGACAGAAUCGAGGCCCUGGGUGGUGAUCACGCGAUCUACAAAGAUCUAGGGUAUCAUGCCCAGGAGAAAUAUUCCAAACUGGAGACAACUUGGGAUGUAAAACAGGAGGAAUAA
Molecule: messenger RNA, 1299 nt
Organism: Aspergillus puulaauensis
Lineage: Eukaryota; Fungi; Ascomycota; Eurotiomycetes; Eurotiales; Aspergillaceae
Exons: 4
Coding region: 1-1299 (432 amino acids)
Source: RefSeq, a predicted model, not a curated record